AUGGCCCAGAGGGUGCUAGAUGUGCUAGAUGUGCUAGGCAUGCGAGUUACGUCCUGGUCGUGUGCUUCAGCACCAUUGGUCUAUUAUACCCAAACCGUAUGCGCCGGCAUAUCGAUCUCUGCAAAAGCUGCAUCGCCGGUCAGGGACUGGGGGCAUUUGAUGCUGUGCGGGUUGUACAUUAGAUGGCGGCGCGUCAACCGCCGCCAGUGGUGGGAGUGGGACCGCCCCUGCGUGGCAUCGGUUAUGAUUCCCAUCAGCCCCGUAUCGAGCCAGAAAUGCUCAAGUGCGCGGCUGCUAGGAUGGCCGGCAGAAAGGGGCAAGAUGCCGCACAAUAGCGUCGUCCCUAGGGGACCACUGAAACCGGUGAAAGUUGCUGUUCAGGAGGCAUCAAGAAGCUGUCGAGGCAAUCCCAGCAGCCCGGUUGAAAGUAGUGCGAUUCAUGGCCCAAGAGCGCUAAACACCCUUGGGAAUGUUGCUGCUACCGAUUACUUUAGGUUAGCCGUUCGUGAGGUGCUGGGGGAUCUGGCAGACGACGGCCCUGCGCAAUUGUGGACCCGCGUUGUCAAGGUGUGGAGCAGGGAGAACAGAAGAUGCCAGGCGGGGAUGAAUGAGGCAAGCUUGGUCAUCAUUGCCUGUUGCAGCAAUUGUCGCGAGCGGCACAUGUGGGAUUGA
This is a messenger RNA of Pseudomassariella vexata, 672 nucleotides long. RefSeq lists its product as uncharacterized. The record is from RefSeq and is a predicted model, not a curated record. The coding region runs from base 1 to 672 and encodes 223 amino acids. Lineage: Eukaryota; Fungi; Ascomycota; Sordariomycetes; Amphisphaeriales; Pseudomassariaceae. The transcript is spliced from 3 exons.